AUGGCCCAUCAGCACCAUCAAAGUCUGGACAAAAUCUCGUCCGACGACUGGACGAGCAAGGAAUCCAAUGGCGAGCAGGACCAGCAGCAGUUGGAGAAUAUGAAUACAUUCAAUACCCUGCCGCCAUCCGAGAUUCAGCAGACGACGACUUCGCUCAAUUCGCAGAAGACGUCUACGAAUCUCACGAACACACGAGCUCGGCUUGGACUCCAUCCGAUCGCUCCGGUGAUUGAAGAGCAUGAUGAGAGCGAACAUAGCGAUCUGCUAUGGCCGAAGAUACGGAUGAGCUUGAAGGAACCUUUUGCUGAGUUCUUCGGCGUCUUCAUAAUGGUCCUCUUCGGUGACGGCAGUGUUGCGCAGGUCUUACUGACUGCUGGCGACCCCUCUGCACCUGGAGGCGACGGCUGGGGCAAUUAUCAGUCCAUCAGUUGGGGAUGGGGCCUGGGUGUCAUGUUGGGCAUCUACGUCGCCGGUGACUCGGGAGCAUACCUCAAUCCCGCCAUCACAUUCACAAACUGCAUCCUCCGCAAACUCCCCUGGCGACGUCUUCCCGUUUAUUUCGUCGCCCAGUUCCUCGGCGGCUUCUGCGCAGCAGGCGUCAUCUACAUCAACUACGUCAACGGCAUCAACGCCAUGGAAGGUCACGGCGUGCGCACCGUACCCCCCGCCACCAACGCCACGGCCGGCAUCUUCUGCACAUACCCGGCAGCCGACAUGACGAAGGCCGGCAUGUUCUUCGACGAGUUCAUCGCGAGUUUCAUUUUGAUGUUCGUCAUUUUCGCUCUCAAGGACGACAGUAAUAAGGGCCAGUUCUCCGCUUCUGGAGCUUGGUUUCCGUUGGGCUUGUUCUUCCUGAUCUUUGGCAUCGGUGCUUGUUUUGGAUGGCAAACCGGCUAUGCGAUCAAUCUUGCUCGAGACUUUGGGCCGAGGUUGAUGAGCUAUGCUGUUGGGUACGGGCAUGAGGUGUGGUCGGCUGGAGGCUAUUACUUCUGGAUUCCGAUGGUUGCGCCUUUCCUGGGCUGUCUUUUCGGAGGCCUGAUCUACGACAUCUUCAUCUUCACUGGUGCGUCGCCGAUUAACACGCCUUACAUGGGUCUGGGCAAGCUGUUCAAUCCGAAGCAGACGAUGCAGGAGCGAUUGGAGCAGCAGAAGAAGGAUGGUCUUGUGUGA
This is a messenger RNA of Saxophila tyrrhenica, 1170 nucleotides long. RefSeq names its product glycerol channel. Gene Ontology annotation, biological process: glycerol transmembrane transport; water transport. The transcript is spliced from 4 exons. Lineage: Eukaryota; Fungi; Ascomycota; Dothideomycetes; Mycosphaerellales; Extremaceae. Gene Ontology annotation, molecular function: water channel activity; glycerol channel activity. Gene Ontology annotation, cellular component: plasma membrane. The record is from RefSeq and is a predicted model, not a curated record. Bases 1 to 1170 code for a protein of 389 amino acids.